This is a messenger RNA of Tachysurus vachellii, 1458 nucleotides long. RefSeq names its product calpain-8-like. Gene Ontology annotation, molecular function: calcium-dependent cysteine-type endopeptidase activity. Gene Ontology annotation, cellular component: cytoplasm. Bases 156 to 1184 code for a protein of 342 amino acids. Gene Ontology annotation, biological process: proteolysis. The record is from RefSeq and is a predicted model, not a curated record. NCBI's taxonomy places the organism in Eukaryota, Metazoa, Chordata, Actinopteri, Siluriformes, Bagridae. The transcript has 11 exons.
AAGGUGUUUUAUUGCAGUAGGGGAAUAAAGAGCUGAGUCUCACACGGAGCUGAGAGACGAGAGACAACCCUCAGGUCCACAGGUUCAGAUGUGUCCACACCCGUUCUGCUCUCCUCAAAACUCUCCUCCAGCCUUAUCACUACAAAAUUUUCCUCAUGGCUCCUCAAAAGAAUAAGCGCCGCAAGCUGAAUGUGGACGGGGAUCUUAACAAUCCACAGAAAUUUCAGGAUCAGGAUUUUCUCAAACUUCAUCAGAAAUGUCUGAACAAUAAAGAGCUGUUUGUGGACGAUAAGUUUCCUGCAGCUCGGCGUGCCAUCGGCUCGGGCCUGCUGACACGUACUCAAGUGGGUAAAGUGGUGUGGAAGAGACCAUCGGAACUAGUGGAUGAUCCUUGUCUUAUUGUAGAUGGAGAGUCCAGGUUUGACUUCUCACAGGGAGAGCUUGGAAACUGCUGGUUUUUGGCUGCAAUAGGAGCCAUUACAUUCCAGAAGGACAUCAUGGAUCAGGUCAUUCCUGACAGUCAGUCAUUUGAUAAGGAUUACGCAGGAAUAUUUCAUUUCAGGUUCUACAGAAACGGGAAGUGGGUGGAUGUUGUGAUAGAUGACCAGUUACCGACACUCAGUGGACAGCUGAUCUUCAUCCACUGUAAAACUCGUAACGAGUUCUGGCCUGCGCUGCUGGAGAAAGCCUACGCCAAAGUGUGUGGUUCGUAUGCAGCUUUGAACGGUGGGUUCAUAUUUGAUGGUCUGCAUGAUUUCACCGGCGGCAUCUACAGAACAUUCAACCUAAAGGAAGCUCCUGAUAAUCUCUGGGAUCUGAUGGAUCAGGCAGUGAAACGUAGAGCUUUGAUUGGGUGUGGUACACCUCAAGGGCCCACUUCAGCUAACACUGUGCUUCCCAAUGGCAUCGUGCAGGGACAUGCGUACACCGUCACCGGAGUCACUAAGAUUAAGUCUAAGGGAAAGAUGGUGAAACUGGUGAGGCUGCUGAACCCCUGGGGAAAAGGAGAGUGGAAGGGAGACUGGAGUGAUAACUCGCGUCUGUGGAAUGAUUUGAGUGAGAAGGAGCGUGAAUCCUGGCUGGAGAUUAAGAACAACGGAGAGUUUUGGAUGUCGAUGGAGGAUUUCUGCAGUUGUUAUGAUGAGCUGGAUAUCUGCUGUAUUGGUCUCGAUUUCCUUGUUUAAUCCACUGCAGUCCGUCUAUAAUCUAUAACUUCAUAUUCUGUUGUUUAUUUCUGAUCACAGCUCUACACAAUACCGAGGUUACACUGUAGACACUGUGGUGUGUUUCUAAGCCGUAUUAAGUUUGGUUUUGGACAGAAAAAAAGUCCUGUAUUGUUAAACAGAUCAGUUCCUCUAUGAUCUGCAGAAUGAGGCUUGUGAAUGAUCACAUCAUGUAUUUUUUAAUACACUUCAUGUUAUAUGUGUGAAAGAUUAAAAAAAUUUAGAAAUUCAAGAA